AUGCUGGUUUCACCUUCACCUCAAUCUCACAGUAAGUCGCAUGACGAUUUUGCGUUAUCAGAUUUUGCACAGUAUCAAUGUUUUCUGGUACAUCAACUGAUUUUGGAUGAUCUUCACGAAUUUUCAAUUUGCGGCGUUGGCGUCGAUGUUUAUUACCAUGGCUACAGUGCUGGAUUGUAUAUAUUAAUUUCUUCUAUAGUCAUUUUCUUCUUAGAAGUUAAAUGGAUUAUUACACUAUUUCUGCACCUUCUGUUUGGCAGCGAUAGUUAUACCUUCUGGUUAAGGCGUUGGCAUGAUUGUAAGGUUAUUGGAGGUUGGCGAUUAGCACCUAUUUACGGUGCUAUAGGAAUUGCCCUUUUAUUGUGGCCUCACAAUCUAUGGUUAAGUUAUGUGGCUGGAGUCUUACUAAUUUUCUUGGCUGUGUUACGUUUAUGCACGAUUAUACGAUUCAGGAGUAGUGCAAAAGUGGAUGGAUUAGUACCACAAUGUGAUUUUGAACAAAUUGUUUCUUAUCCGGAUUUACCAGAAGAUAGUUUUGCUGAAGUGUGUACGAAUUUGGAAGAUGAGGAUCCAAUUGACGAUGUUUGUUAAUUAUUGUUGACAACAGUUAAGUAAAAUGUUAAAAAUAUUUAUAAUAUUACUUAAAUAUAAUUACAGCAGUAAACAGAU
Teleopsis dalmanni is the source of this 669-nucleotide messenger RNA. RefSeq lists its product as uncharacterized. The transcript has 5 exons. The record is from RefSeq and is a predicted model, not a curated record. Bases 1 to 591 code for a protein of 196 amino acids. Lineage: Eukaryota; Metazoa; Arthropoda; Insecta; Diptera; Diopsidae.